AUGGCGAGUUUGGCACUCAAGGCGAUUUCAUACGGCGCAGAGCACAUCCCAGACAGGCUCUUCGAGGCGAUUCCGGGCGGCUACUUCAGGUCGCAACAUGACAAGGAAGCCAGGAAGCGCCGCAAGGAAGACAAGAAGCGCGGGAAGUACCGUACCCAGAGCGAAGGCCGCGGACGCAAGAGACGCUCGCCUUCGCUGACCGACUCGGACUACUACUCGGAGGACUACUUCACUGAGGACUCCGACUACGACCGCCGCCGUCGAGCUCGCCGCAGCAGCGACGCUGACCGGGGCCGCGAGCGUGGCCGCGAGCGUGACCGGGAUCGCAAGCAUCGCCACCAUCACCACAAGGAUCGCUCUUGGUCCAGAGGUCACGACUCGCCACCUUAUGCAGACCGGUCCAAGUCACUAGGAGCUCCACACAGCUUGCAUCUUCCCCCGCCUCCGGUGCAGCCCAACGCUGCUGCUGCUUUCCCACCUGCUCACGUAGCUGGCGAGAACUACGCUCACCCGCAGCCGUACAACGCCGCUCACAACCAUUAUGUCGCGAAGCCCUAUAACCCGGCGGACUAUGCUCCGGGUGCAAUGCAGAAUCCGGAGUACGCCAACGGGCAGCCUAAACAGGUGACUCCUCAGACGCUCACUCAGGCUCCCGUACAGCCGCCAGCUGCGAAUCAACCACCGGUCGCUGGCUACUACGGCACCCAGUUCCCGCCACCUCCGUCGGGAUCGCGUUCCUCGCGUGCUUCUUCAGUCGACUCGCGUGGCCUCCAAUCUGGACCCUACAUCCCCCAUAGCAACAUCCAGGCAAUCCCGAUUCCCAAUGCUACUGCCGGAUCUCACAGUCAUUCUCCGUAUGGGGCCAAGUUCCCGUCUGCGACAAACACUCCUCCAUUUGGCCAUACCCCUCCACAGUAUCUGCCUCAAAACAGCUCUCCAUACCAGCCCAACUACAGCCCAAGCUACCCUGUGCAACAACCUCUUGCCCAUGGGUCCCAGCCAGUUUCUCGCCACGGCAGCAUCCACGGUGCAUCUGCAUAUGGUGGUCAGGUUGGAGAUGGCCUUCGCUCUCAUGACCGCCAUCGCCGUCACAGCAUUGCCACGAACACGGAUCGCGGCAUGGCAUACCGCACUCCCUAUCGUAGCAGGGCUGGAUCGUCUACAACCAGCGCUAGCAACAGUGUUCGCGGCAGCGUCGCCGAGGCCAUUCACGAGGUCUCAAACCAGGCCGAUGGCAUCGACGAACACGGCCAGGCUAUCGCCAUCGCAGUCCCUGAAGGAGAUAUCAAUACAGUCGUCAGUGCUGUUUCGGAAGGGGUUAACCUUGCCGAAGCUUCGAGGAGGCGUCAUCGGGCAAGGCUGAGCCGCAGGUCUCACGGCGGCCGUAGGGCCGUUAGGAGCGCUCCUGUGGAUGGCUACGGCAGUGCCUAA
Molecule: messenger RNA, 1431 nt
Organism: Lasiodiplodia theobromae
Lineage: Eukaryota; Fungi; Ascomycota; Dothideomycetes; Botryosphaeriales; Botryosphaeriaceae
Exons: 2
Coding region: 1-1431 (476 amino acids)
Source: RefSeq, a predicted model, not a curated record